CCAUAUUCUUUUCGCAAAUGUCAUCUUAUCACGCUGCAUCGAUCGUAUAUAUUUCCCUUCUUAACCCCGCCCUCUCUUCUACUUAAAGCUUGGACCCUCUUCAUGCUACUCCAACCCAAACGCCCGAAAGCCUAGCUCUCUUUCACUAGAAGAAGUAGUUGAGAGAUCGAAAAGUAUGGAUUCCCAGGAAAAAAGGAAGACAGAAAAAAGGUUGCAGAAAAGCUACUUUGAUGUGCUGGGGCUGUGCUGUUCGUCAGAGGUGCCUUUGAUUGAGAACGUCCUCAAGGCUCUUGAUGGUGUCAAGGAGGUCUCCGUGAUUGUCCCCUCAAGAACAGUCAUUGUUCUUCACGACAAUCUCCUCAUUUCCCAGACUCAAAUUGUUAAGGCCCUAAAUAAUGCAAGGCUUGAAGCAAAUGUGAGGGUAUAUGGAGUGGAGAAUUCCCAAAAGAAAUGGCCGAGCCCGUAUGCAGUUGCCUGUGGUGCAUUGCUUUUGCUGUCUUUCUUAAAGUAUGUCUACCGUCCACUCCAAUGGCUGGCUGUCGGAGCGGUGGCUGUUGGCAUAUUCCCGAUUGCUUUGAAAGGGUUGGCGGCGAUUCGGCAUCUUAGGUUCGACACCCACAUUCUUGUUUUGAUUGCAGUGAUAGGGACACUUGCUAUGAAUGAUUAUUUGGAAGCCGGCACCAUUGUCUUUCUGUUCACCAUUGCAGAAUGGCUUGAGUCAAGAGCAAGCCACAAGGCGAAUGCAAUAAUGUCCUCAUUGAUGAGCAUAGCCCCUCAGAAGGCAGUCAUAGCUGAAACUGGUGAAGUCGUGGACGUCGACGAGGUCAAGUUGAACACAGUUCUCGCCGUUAAGGCCGGUGAAGUUAUACCCAUUGAUGGAAUUGUAGUGGAAGGCCAAUCUGAAGUUGAUGAAAAGACUCUAACUGGAGAGUCUUUCCCAGUAGCCAAACAAAAAGACUCUACUGUUUGGGCUGGUACCAUCAAUCUAAAUGGUUAUAUUAGUGUUAAAACCACUGCUCUAUUUGAAGAAUGCAUGGUGUCUAAAAUGGCACAGCUUGUAGAAGAGGCUCAGAAUAGCAAAUCCAAAACUCAGAGAUUAAUUGACAAAUGUGCCAAGUUUUAUACCCCAGCCGUUCUGAUCCUAUCAGCUUGUUUUGUGGUGGUACCAGUCGCAUUAAAAUUUCAUAAUCGCAACCAUUGGUUUCACUUAGCAUUGGUUGUUUUGGUAAGUGCAUGUCCAUGUGCACUCAUCCUGUCUACACCUGUUGCAACAUUUUGUGCGCUCACAAAGGCUGCAACAUCCGGUCUUCUAAUCAAAGGGGGUGACUAUCUUGAAACUCUUGCCAAAAUUAAGAUAGUGGCAUUUGACAAAACUGGCACAUUAACAAGAGGUGAAUUUCUGGUGACCAACUUCCGUUCUCUUCGUGAUGAUAUUAGCUUGAACACAUUGCUUUAUUGGGUUUCAAGCAUUGAGAGCAAGUCAAGCCAUCCAAUGGCAGCCGCACUCGUUGACCAUGCAAGGUCACUUGCGAUUGAGCCAAAGCCUGAACAUGUGGUGGAAUUUCAUAAUUUUCCUGGAGAAGGCAUUCAUGGCAAAGUUGAUGGAAAUGAUAUUUACAUUGGAAAUAGAAAAAUCGCCCUGAGAGCUGGGUGUGCAACAGUUCCAGAAUUAGAAGGUGAUAUGAAGGAAGGAAACACCAUUGGCUACAUAUACUGUGGAGCAACCCCAGCUGGUAUUUUUUGUCUCUCUGAUACUUGUCGAUCUGGGGUUGUGGUCGCGAUCAGAGAGCUGAAGUUUAUGGGCAUUAAAACCGCUAUGCUAACUGGAGACAGGCAUGCAACAGCAAUGCAUGUACAAGAACAGCUUGGUCAUGCUCUAGAGAUAGUUCAUGCAGAACUUCUACCUGAAGAUAAGGCAAGAAUCGUCAGAGAAUUUAAAAGGGAAGGACUAACAGCCAUGACAGGAGAUGGUGUAAAUGAUGCCCCUGCAUUGGCCACAGCCGACAUCGGUAUCUCAAUGGGCAUUUCAGGCUCUGCUCUAGCUACUGAAACUGGUCAAGUGAUUCUUAUGUCCAAUGACAUCAGAAAGAUACCAGAAGCCAUCCAAUUGGCAAGAAAAGCUCACAGGAAAGUAAUGGUGAAUAUCUUUUUUUCAAUCACUACUAAGUCCGCUAUCCUUGCUUUGGCCUUUGCUGGCCAUCCACUUGUGUGGGCAGCAGUUCUUGCUGAUGUUGGGACAUGCUUGCUAGUCAUCCUCAACAGCAUGCUGCUUUUGCAAGGUACAGAGAAACCCAAGGGGAAAUCAAGCAAAUCUUCUGCUGAACAGCAUACCCAUAAGCAUGGAUGCAAUGCGAGUAAUGGCCACUCAUCUCAUCACCAUCACCAUCACCAUCAUCAACAAGAUACCCGUAACCACUGCUGCUCUGACAAAAAAGAUCAAAUGGUUACUCUACCUCAAAAGUUUUCUUCUAAGAUGUGCGCUGCAAAUGUAACAAGUGGUGAAUUUCAUGAGGCAAAGCACUGUACAGAAGAUAAAUGCCACUCAUCUCAUCACCAUCACCAUCACCAUCAUCAACAAGAUACCCGUCACCAUUGCUGCUCUGACAAAAAAGAUCAAAUGGUUACUCUACCUCAAAAGUUUUCUUCUAAGAUGUGUUCUGCAAAUGUAACAAGUGAUGAAUUUCAUGGGGCAAAGCACUGUACAGAAGAUAAAUGCACAAAUUCCAUAGGAAGAAAAGGUGAUUGUGCAGAAGAUGAUGGGCUCCAAGAGGAAAAACAUUGCAAACAUCUUAUUCCUAUAGAAGGAAUGCAAAGCAUGACAAAUGAUGACCAUUGUCACUCAGACCAUUGUGGAAAAAGCCAUAGCCAUUGCAAACAUCUUAUUCCUUUAGAAGGAAUGCAGACCAUGACAAACGAUGGCCAUUGUCACUCAGACCAUUGUGGAAAAAGCCAUAGCCAUCCUGACAAUGGAGCAGGAGGAAAAAUGGUGUCAAGUUGCAACCAUCAGCUCAAUGCACCACUUCAAACCACCAUUGAUAUUGUGCCAUGUACUGACCAUGUGGAGUCAAUCACUAUCCAUGAUUUUGGGAGUUGCAAGAACUAUAGGACGGAAUGUGCGGAAUCGGCAGCGGCUAUGCAUGCUUCUGUCAGAAUGGAGAAUAGAGAAAUUGGUGGGUGUUGCAAGAGCUACAUGAAGGAAUGUUGUGGCAAGCAUGGACAUCUUGGGACCGCCUUUGGUGGAGGAUUAUCAGAAAUCAUCACGGAAUAAUGCCAUUAAGUUUGAAUAAGGCUACUUUACCUUGCUAGAUUUCUACAUGCUUUAUUAUUUGAGGAAAUUUUGGUAAAAGGGAAUUAUUGGCAUUUGUAAGAACCACAACUAACGAAUGAAACAAAAAUGUUAAUAUUUUAAAA
Messenger RNA from Alnus glutinosa, 3411 nucleotides. RefSeq names its product putative inactive cadmium/zinc-transporting ATPase HMA3. Bases 176 to 3268 code for a protein of 1030 amino acids. Lineage: Eukaryota; Viridiplantae; Streptophyta; Magnoliopsida; Fagales; Betulaceae. The transcript has 10 exons. The record is from RefSeq and is a predicted model, not a curated record. Gene Ontology annotation, molecular function: ATP binding; ATPase-coupled monoatomic cation transmembrane transporter activity; zinc ion transmembrane transporter activity. Gene Ontology annotation, cellular component: membrane. Gene Ontology annotation, biological process: monoatomic cation transport.